This is a messenger RNA of Aspergillus nidulans FGSC A4, 1640 nucleotides long. RefSeq names its product protein CYP680A1. Gene Ontology annotation, cellular component: membrane. Gene Ontology annotation, molecular function: heme binding; oxidoreductase activity, acting on paired donors, with incorporation or reduction of molecular oxygen; oxidoreductase activity. The transcript is spliced from 8 exons. Gene Ontology annotation, biological process: secondary metabolite biosynthetic process. The record is from RefSeq and is a predicted model, not a curated record. The coding region runs from base 1 to 1548 and encodes 515 amino acids. Lineage: Eukaryota; Fungi; Ascomycota; Eurotiomycetes; Eurotiales; Aspergillaceae.
AUGGAUCUCAAAGAAAGCUCCCUUAGAUUUUUGGCUUCUGAUAUACGAAGCGUAAUCUGGCGGCUGGCAACUUUGAUAUCGGUGGUAGCCCUACUACGAACAGCUUGGGUCGUUAUAUAUCGAAUCUAUUUCCAUCCCCUCGCCAAAGUCCCUGGACCGCUUCUUGCCAGGAUAACUUGGCUCUACUCAUUCUGGUACAAUAUUGUCACCAAGCGUUUCUACCUUCGCGUUCAAGAACUGCAUGAGCAAUAUGGCCCGGUAAUCCGCAUCACCCCGGAUGAAAUCCACCUAAGCGAUCCCGAGAACCUAGAAAAAAUCUACUUUGUUGGGUCACGAUAUCCCAAGGAUGCUGCAUUUUACGGUGCAUUUGGCGCGGACAGAUCCGUGUUCACGGCUCCAAGUCCAGACGUCCACCGCGUGAAAAGAGCCGCCUUGAACCCGUUCUUCUCGCGGAAGAAGGUCCUUGAAUUGGAGGAUAUCGUGCAGGAUAAGGCGGAGAAGCUGGUUGGACGCAUGAAGAAGGCUUUCAAUUCCACUGGUGCUAUUGACCUUCAUCAUGGUUUCCGCGCGAUAUCGGUCGACGUUAUUACGGACUAUGCAUUUGGCGACUCGUACAACUUUCUCGACCGAGACGACUUUGGAAUAGACUUCUUCAAUGGGUUCAGAGAUACGGGGCCCGCACUGUGGACCUUCCAGCAGUUCCCUGUCAUCCAGCGAGUAGCGAAGAAAAUGCCCUUUUGGCUGGCAGAGCGCCUUAGUGCCCCGUUGGCAUUGAGGAGGUCUCAACACAUGAGUUCGCGAGCCCAAGUUCUCAAGGUGAAGGCUGCCGUGGAAAGAGACGAAAAGGUCUCUCGCACUACCAUAUUCCACGAACUAUUACGUCCUGAUGCAGCUGAAGGGUACGCAGUGCCAAAUGUGGACGAGCUCUCAAGUGAGGCACAGAAUAUUCUUGGUGCUGCAUCAGAUACUACAGGGAACACCUUGACGAUUGCAGCGUACAAUGUCGUUCGUAACCCUGACAUAUACGCCCGAUUGUCUGCCGAACUCAAGGAGGCAUUCCCAAACCCCGAGGGCCGUUUGGAGUUUGUUGCUUUAGAGAAGCUCCCAUACUUGACUGCCGUAAUCAAAGAAGGACUCCGAUUGUCCUUUGGCGUCCCUGGCCGGCUUCCUCGUGUAGUCCCACCCCCUGGAGCCGAAUUUAAUGGCUACCACGUUCCACCUGGAACCGUGGUGAGCAUGAGCUCCUGGAUAAUACACCAUAACGAAAACAUAUACGCCAAUGCGGAUAGAUUCAACCCAGAUCGCUGGCUGGAUCCUUCAAGGGCAAAAGUGCUCGAACGAUACCUGUUUUCGUUCGGAAAAGGGACGCGAGGAUGUAUUGGCAUGCCACUCGCCUAUUGCGAGCUCUACGUGACCCUUGGCCGAAUGUUCCGCGAGUUUGAUAACCUGAAAACGCCGGCAAAGAGUAGCGAGGAGUUAAUUGUGGACGAUGGCUUUUCAGCGUAUCACCCAGAGAAGAACAAUAAGUUUGUAUUUAGCCUGUCUUAGGUCUUUGGCUGUUAUACUUGAUUUGGCUCCUUGUCCUAUGUUCAAUAGUGCUGUGCUAUGUUCUCUUUUCUUCAAUGGCCAUUGUUUAGCUU